CUCGGUAGAAAGGACCGCCUCUGAGUCCGGGGGUGUGGGGUCUGAAUGUGACGCAGAUUUAGAGUGCAUCUGAUCAUUUUUGUUUGUGGCACGAGCCCCCUCACCCCCCAUCCCCACCUCCCAACUGAGCCCAGAGACCAGCUGGAAGGAGGCGCGCGUAACUCCGCCGUGCGUCCUCUCCGUGCCAUGCACCCCCUCUCCACCCUGAGGCCCCCGCUCGGAUGAACGGACGAAGUUCCGCGGCUUCGCCUCCAGGACAUCAUGAAGACCACGCGGAAAUGCCGCGCGCUGAUGUCGGUGUCCCUCAACCUGCUCGCGCUCCUCUUCUCCACCACCGCCUUCAUCACCACCCACUGGUGCGAGGGGACCCAGCGCGUGCCCAAGCCCAACUGCAGCAAGCAGCGGCGCCACAACUGCAUCGACUACGGCGUGAACGAGACGGAUCCAAGCAAAGUGCACUACAGCUGGGAGACCGGGGACGACCGCUUCCUGUUCCGCCGCUUCCAUACCGGCAUCUGGUACUCCUGUGAGGAGAACAUCAACGAGGCAGGUGAGAAGUGUCGGAGCUUCAUUGAUCUGGCCCCGGCCUCAGAGAGAGGUGUGCUGUGGCUGUCGGUGGUGUCGGAGGUUCUCUACAUCCUUCUGCUGGUGGUCGGCUUCAGCCUCAUGUGCGUCGAGCUUUUCCACUCCAGCAACGUCAUCGACGGCCUCAAACUCAACGCCUUCGCCGCCGUCUUCACCGUACUGUCUGGUCUUUUAGGUAUGGUGGCUCACAUGAUGUACACUCAGGUGUUUCAGAUCACCGUCAGUUUGGGGCCCGAGGACUGGAGGCCUCACAGCUGGGACUACGGCUGGUCGUUCUGCAUGGCCUGGGGUUCCUUCACCUGCUGCAUGGCGGCCUCCGUCACCACCCUCAACUCCUACACCAAGACGGUCAUCGAGUUCCGGCACAAGCGUAAGCUGUUCGAGCAGGGCCUCCGCGAGGAGCACAGCUACCUGGACCAGGAGGCCUACCACUACUUCCAGGACCGCUCCCUCCAGUCCAUCUCCAGCACCGUGGAGGUCUACCCCGGCCAGAGCGCCGCCAGAGCGGGCCUCAUUGUUGGUGGUCCCGGACUGGGAACGGGACGGGGAAAGAUGAGGCCAGCUCCGGGGUCCGUGGACCUGGGGGAGAACACAGACUGUCUGGGGGAAGAACAGUGCUGAGAGAAGGAGGUGUGUGUCUACAUCUAGAUCCUUUACAUCUGCACUUCAUCUCAAACUGACAAAGCAGUGGACGCACAGCUUGAUUUGUGAAAUCUGUUCAAAUCCAGAAAGACCAACAGAUGUUUCUGUGUUUAGAUGAAAACACAUAUUUACCUCCAACGUGAAAACAAAAGACCCAGAAUCUGACUCCUCCCCCAAAAGGUCUGCUCUGAUAUCAGGGAGUCUGAGCAGGCCCCGCCCACUGCCAACAAGACACAUGUAGAGCAUCACUCACUUCAUUUAUAAAAGAUACAAACAUUCCAGUUCUGACAAAAAAAAAACCUUUGGACCCCAUCAUACAAAAGCGACCGAUGAGGAAGAUGUUCCAGGAGAGUCAAACAAAACCCACAAACUCCUUUUUCAGAGACGCACUGACGGUUGGACGGAACGCCAGAUCUGAGGCUGUAAACGUCAGAGUCCAAACCGGAAAAGUGCCAAGAUGCCCAUGAGAGCCGGUCCUGCAGAGACGAGGGGUUGUUCCGGAUCCCAACGCUGGAGACAAAGGGGCCAGAAAUCCACAAAAAGGAACAAAACCGAGACUGAAACAUGAGAAGCUGCAGCGGGGGGGGGGUGUCAGGAUAGAAGCAGCUGUGAAGAAAAUGCAAAAUGAAGGAAAAGAAAAAAAAUAAGGAAUAUUUUCAUAAAAAAAGGAAAACCAUUGAAUAAAAAGCAUCUUUUUUUACUGACAUACAUUUUCUGUUUGGUUUGGUUUUUAUCUCAUUUUUUUGUCCUUCCGGUGGAAAUCUGAAACAUGAAGAGUGAAACCGGUCGGGAGGAAGUGAAAGCUCUGGUUUGAACUCAUCUGAUGACAGAUUUACCCCCCAAAACUGAAACUGCCAAUCCACUCUGAACACUUAAAUUCAUUUUGAAGGAAACAUUUUUGUUCUGGGUCAAAGGUCAAUUAGCAGCUGUGGUUGGAGGUGAACCAGGCAGGUCACAAACACUUUCAGGGUCAUGCCGCAGACCUGUGGGGGCGCCGCGGGUCUCUGACUCGAGGUUAGCUGGUGGUCUGUGGUCCUCAGCAGGGAUCCUGGGAUCACCGUCUCUGCUGACCUGAGCUGCGUGAACCUCUCCUUUUUCUGUGGAGAAGCUCAUCUGACCUGCUGACCUCUGGGCGCCGGCCUGGUGAUGCGACAGGAGCCGGUUUCAGAUUCUGGAGGAUGUUUGUGAACUCAUCUGCUCAUGCUUGGUUUCUAUGGUCCCUACUCUGUUUUAUCGGUGGGUUCAUAUUUUAUUUUCCCAUCACAUUUGUUUUUUAUCACAGUUUUCCUAAUGAGAGGAACAACAGGGAACAUAAUGUACUGACCCUGAGGACUCUGGGAAGUUUGAAGGGCUGAAGUCAUAGAACAAGAAAAUUACCUGAUGAAUGCUUAAUUAGUGGAAACAGUAAUUAAUGCAGAAACAUAAAAUAACCUCUUAAAGGCAGAAAUGAUCUAGAUGCCGGGCAGAAAGCUCUAAGCUAGCAAACAUUUAAUGUGUAGAAAAACCAGUCAUCAAGUCUUUGUAAAACGUGAAGUGUGCCGGUGUGUGUAAACCAGAAGGAUGUUUGUGUGAAGCCCAGAGAGAAUCCAGUGUCUGCUGAGGUUCCAACCUCUGCAGGAGCCCAGAUGUGGAAGGGACUGGCGUAAUGACCGUCCAGCAUUUACAGAACUGCUGGGGCGAGCCUAACAGAAAGAAAACAGAAAACCCGACGGUAGCUGGAAUUCUGAGAAGGUUUCAAAGCUUCUCAGGAAAAUUCCUAAACAUUGCGGGACAGCCGCAGAGCCAGCAGCUGCCUCCUGGUGGUCUCGAGGAUGAUGAUGCUGGUGCAGCAGCUUGAAGACGGUCUGGGUUACAUAAGCAGGUUGUAGACUGCAGGGAUUAAACUGACUGACGGCAGAAAAUUAGGCUUUUGGAGUCAACGCUGAUCCAAACUCCAGUUGAGAAACUUUCUGCCUUCCAGUUGUAAAUCAGGAGGUUUGUGAUGAACCUGAAGUCUUCUGUGAACUGAUGUAAACCAUGAAUGUAUUGAAUUAUAUAUUUAUCUAUGUACACCC
Molecule: messenger RNA, 3281 nt
Organism: Oryzias latipes (Japanese medaka)
Lineage: Eukaryota; Metazoa; Chordata; Actinopteri; Beloniformes; Adrianichthyidae
Gene: gsg1l
Product: gsg1-like
Cellular component (GO): plasma membrane
Source: RefSeq, a predicted model, not a curated record